Beauveria bassiana ARSEF 2860 is the source of this 429-nucleotide messenger RNA. Its product is annotated as SMN family protein Smn1. Bases 1 to 429 code for a protein of 142 amino acids. NCBI's taxonomy places the organism in Eukaryota, Fungi, Ascomycota, Sordariomycetes, Hypocreales, Cordycipitaceae. The transcript has 4 exons. The record is from RefSeq and is a predicted model, not a curated record.
AUGGCUGGGCACGACUUAAAUCUAAAUGAUGAUGAUAUGUGGGAUGACUCGGCGCUUGUCGAGUCUUGGAAUGGCGCCCUGGACGAAUACAAGAAGUACCAUAGCAUACACGUCAAUGGCGGUACAAUAAGAGAGCUAAAAGCUUUGUCGUCGGCAAGCACGGCAGAAGCGGCACCGGGCACUCAUGAUGUUGCGACGGAGGCAUCCAAAGAGGCAAAUCAUAGCAAGUCGCAGGGAGAAAUUUCAGACGGCGUCAAUUCUGAGGCCGCCAGUGCGGCUCCGGUCAUCUCACCUCAACAAGCUUUAUUGGGAACCGUACGAGACGACAAUCUCAGGAAGCUAUUAAUGUCUUGGUACUAUGCCGGAUACUACACAGGACUGCAUGAGGGGCAGCAACAACAGACACAGGCGCAGCAGCAGCCACAAUGA